AUGUCAUGUCUAGCAUACACAAUGUUCAACAUCUACCUCCCCAAAAUCCUUGAAACGGGGUCUGGGUCUGGAUCCACAGCAGGAUUAUCGACCGCCCCACCAACAAAGACGCUCGAACAAAGCUUAUGGGACGUUGUUAUUUUCACUAUUGAGGGGUGUCCAGGUGCCAUUGUUCGUCUUCCUUGA
Messenger RNA from Laccaria bicolor S238N-H82, 186 nucleotides. RefSeq lists its product as uncharacterized. The record is from RefSeq and is a predicted model, not a curated record. The transcript has a single exon. The coding region runs from base 1 to 186 and encodes 61 amino acids. NCBI's taxonomy places the organism in Eukaryota, Fungi, Basidiomycota, Agaricomycetes, Agaricales, Hydnangiaceae.